This is a messenger RNA of Podarcis lilfordi (Lilford's wall lizard), 37520 nucleotides long. The record is from the annotation of a GenBank genome assembly. Lineage: Eukaryota; Metazoa; Chordata; Lepidosauria; Squamata; Lacertidae.
CCUCCCCUCCGUCGCCUCCAUCUCAAGCCGUCGCUAGUGGCGUAGCCGGGUCUUGUUCGGGAGCCGCGUCAGCCGCCGCGGAGUCGCCUACCUGCUCGCCGCGCCGGGUGGUGAGCGGGAAGCCGGUCCGUGAGGGGAGGGGAAGGGAGAAAGAGAGAGAGAGCCAUGGGGGAAGAAGCGUCCCGCCGUCGCCGCCGCUGAGAGAGGCGCCCGGGCCCGCUCUGCUCUGGCUGCUGGAGCCAUGGACAAAGCCGUCGGCGGCCAGGUAGGGAGGAGUCCGGCGAAGGAGCCCGCCGUGAAGCGACCGACCCCCGGCUGAGGGGUUGCUAGGCAACGGGGUGGGGAGGGGUGGCCCGCAAACCAAACCCCCCCCCCCCCAUCCUGGGAGGAAGUCCCUUGAGGCAGCUGUGCCUAGGGGUUAGUGGCUGAGGGGUGCCUAAGUAAAGAGGAGGGGGCGGCGGCUGAAAAGGUGAGGGGCUUAAAUAACGCCCCGGCCUUCUAAAUCUCAGGCGUCCCCUCUGCGCCUCCUCUGCUUUUGUUUUGGUUUCUCAACCUGGGCUUUUAACUUCGGGGGCGUUAAAUGAGUUGUAGCACUUGCUUAUGGGGAGUCGCCCAAAGAACUCGUCUGCUGUGGAGGCGGCGUACAAAUGCCACCGACACGUAAACAAACCGAGAGGGUGCUUCGUGUCGCGGUAGUAGUAAUACUAAUAAUAAUCGGGGGCGGGAGUUAUGGGGCUUGAGCCCUAGACCCGGUCCCUGGCGCGGGUGGGAUCGGGCCCGAGGGGAAUUAGGCGAGGUUGCCAGGGCAGUGAGGGAUUUAAAGGGAUUUGUUGAAGCUGUGGGAGAAGGAGCUUGUUUAUACAACGCUCUCACUCUUGACAUCCGUAGGGUGUUCUUUAUAAGUUUUAAUAAGCAAAGGAUAUAUGUAGAUUGUUUCCUCUCUUUCCCCCCCCCCACCCCGCAAUCUAAAUUCUGCAGCAAGGAAUCUAAAUUCUGGAGUAAGAAAGCAAAGGCAAAGCUAGCAGGCGUUGAACAGGGGCCACUGGUGUUAUGGGUGUGGGGGUGUUGAAAAUUAAAUCGCCAGCUAUUGCUAUCUGAAUGGUGCUGGUUUCCGUAGCAGUAAUACAUUAAAAGAUGCUUCUGUAUGGUAUUGCGGUUAGUGUCAAACUGAGACUUAAGAGUUCAAAACCCCACUCAGCCAUGAAACUCCCUUUAUGACCUUGGGGCCACUGCCUUUCUCAGGCUAGCUUACCUCACUGGGAAUUUAUGAGGACAAAAUUAGCUCCAUGGAUAGAAAUUUCAGGGCUUCAAGACACUUCUGCUAUGCAUUGUUUCAGUAACUCCUAAAACAUUUCUUCAUGACACUCCAGUAUUUUUCUUAUUGCAAAGUACUGGGAAGGCUGGCCAAGGAUGGAAGAAUAUAGUGGCUUGUCUAAUGCCACCUAGUGAAUUUUGAACUGGGAACUUAUUUUCUGUACUUUAUUGGUGGGAAGGAAAGGAUGAUAAUGCUGACAAAUUAUCAAAUUUCCAGUCUUGGCAGGAAAGACCUGGAUUAGCAAAUAUAGUAGAACUUGGCUAUAGUCUUGCAAUGCGAAAAGGAAUGAGGUCAGAAGGAGGAAUGGGACAGAAAGUGCAUCUCUCCCCAGUUGUUUUUUGAGGCUAAAAUCAUUGUCAGGGACUGACUUGAGGGUUGGAUAUCCUUCACCUCCUCUUCAAAGUAGACUUAAUUUUCCAAUAGAGCUGGACUGCUAUCAGCAACGGGCAUUCCUUCACUUCACUUUCCAGUUUGAGGCAAGUGGGGAAGUCGGAUGGCUUUUAGAGCGAGAGAGAUUUGUCCCUGAGAAUUUCAGGUAUUACUGUACUUCUUAGAGGGCAAACUAUAUGUAACUCACAUUUAAAUGUAAAUGAAGCACCAACACGCUUGAUUAAAAGCGAAAGGAUUUGAUUUUGUGUUGAGGGAGUGUCUACUUAAACCUUUCCUUACCAGCUGAUUCUUAUAUCAAUAUUGUGCUUCUCUCCUCCAGCCCCAUCCCUCCCCCUCCUCAGGGUUCCAAAGUAUCAACAUAUGUCUGGAAUUCUUUGCAGGGAGAACAGCUGGUAGAGUAGAAAAACAGUUGGAAGGAGAAGAGUUAAACAUCCCUUGUUUAAAAUUGCUGCCUCUUAAAGUUGCUUGAUUUAAAACACCAUCACCACCAUUGGGGCUUCAUUGCACACACUUAUUUGUUUUGUUUGUAAUGUUUAAUUUGACCCAUUGGCAGAGGUUAAACACAUUGUGGAUGCAUUCAGACAGCUUUUAGAAUUAAGAUAUUAAAAAAACAUUUUGCCUUUGUAAGAACAACCUAGUUGCAUUUUUAAGCUAGUAAUCUGUACACAACCAUAGUUUCCCAUUUCACCUGAACUAGGAAAAUGAACUAGAAACCAUGGUUAGAGAUUUCCUAGUUUAUCAGCCAUGCAAUGAAGAGGCUUUCUAAGUGGGCAUGCUUUGUACAUAUUGCAGCAUAUUUAGCCAAGAUAAGCUGAAGCAGGUCACUGACUCUUGCAAGACAAGAGUUUAAACUUCUGUCCACAGAAGGUAUCCUCUUUAUAUAUUUGUCUAAUAUCAAUCUCUUCAGUUUAUUACCACUAUCAUUAUUUUAAUUACCUGCACUUCACCCUAAGGUCACAGGACAAGUUAUAAAAAACAACACAGUGCUAAAAACAGUUUAAAACAUAAUCACAAAAAUAAGGUGUACCAAAAACCAUGUACCAAAAACCAGGAUAAAGUGGUGUGUCUUCAGCAUUCACCGAAAUUGUGUCAUGAAGAUGCCGGAUGAAUCUCUGUGGGGAAGUAGUUCCAAAACCUAGGGCCUACUACAGAGAAAGCCCUCUCUUAAACCACCUCCCCUGAGCUCCUGUGGAACAAUCAAGAGGGCCCCCUCCGCUGAUCUUAAAACUGGUGGAGGUCUGUAGGAAAGAUACAGUAUUUCAGGUAUUGGGGGGUGGGGGCUGAGUCAAUUAGGGCUUUAAACACUUGUAAUUGGCUUCAGAAACAAACUGGAAACUAGUGCAGCUGUUUUAAAAUGGGUUCAGUGAGAUCUAAGUCCAGAACCCCAGCUAGGAAUUUGGCUGCUGCAUUUUGGACCAGCUGAAGUUUGAGUCUUCAAGGGCAGCCCCACAUAAAGCACAUUGCAAUCAUCCAAUCUGAUCUGCGAUAGCUCAGUUGGUACAGCAUGAUAUUCUUAUUCUCACUGUCAUGGGUUUGAGCCCCACGCUGGGCAAAAAGAUUCCUGCAUUGUAGGGGGUUGAACUAGAUGAUUCUUGGGGUCCCUUCCAACUCUACAGUGCAGGACCCAUAUGCAGUACAGCCAGGCUAGAUGUCAGACCACAGAUCUAUGACCUAAUAUUAGGCAGCAUAAGUUCCUAAAUGUCAAUUUCUACCCAAAACAACAAAGUUGGUUUGGUCUGAUCAUUGCUGCUGUUAAAGAUAUGGCUGUUUGGGGUUACAUAUCUUUUGUUUUUAACAGGUCUUUUGUGUUGCCUGUAGUUUCCAUGAAUAUUUUUAAAAAUUGUUUCUGAAGGGAGAAUGGUUACUGAACCACAGACAUCACUCUUGUUGAGCAAUCUGUUGUGGAUUAAUUAGUAGGAAUUGUAAUUAGCCUUCAGGUGAUUUCAUGAAAUGGUUACUUCCUUGUUGCAUUCUUCCAAUACAGUGGUACCUCGGGUUAAGUACUUAAUUCAUUCCGGAGGUCUGUACUUAACCUGAAACUGUUCUUAACCUGAAGCACCACUUUAGCUAAUGGGGCCUCCCGCUGCUGCCACUGUGCCGCCGGAGCACGAUUUCUGUUCUCAUCCUGAAGCAAAGUUCUUAACCUGAAGCACUAUUUCUGGGUUAGCGGAGUCUGUAACCUGAAGUGUAUGUAAGCCGAGGUACUACUGUAUCUUCCUGUGUCUUCAGUUCUUUGCAGUCAGCCAUUAUCUGGAUUUUAGUAACUAGGCAUGGAUAGCUGUAGAAGAGGAAGACGCUCCAGACGACUUCAAGAUAAAAUAAUAAUGAUUAUUAGGUUCAAGGAUAAGGUCUCAUUCACAGGAGUGGUAGAGCCACUUGCUUGCAAAAGGCCUCAGCUUCACUCCCCAGUAUUUCUAGACAAGACAUGGAAAGGCUUCUCUAAAACUCCUAUAUUGUCGGCAUAGACAGUAGUAAGCUAGAUAGACCAGUGGUCUGACUUGGUUAAAGACAGUUUUUCUGUGUUCCUUUAACAUUUGCCUGACAUUUUUCUUAAGGGGACGAGAAGGUGUGGGUGGGCAUUGUGGGUUUUAGUCCUCUUAAAGUCAUAUGCUGCAUAGUAUUGUGCCAGGCAGCAGGCAUAUGCCUUCACAAGAUAUCGGUGUUAGAAACUCAGAUAUAUAAGCUAGGUGCCAAAUGGCUCCUUAAACCAGGUUUACAGUUGCCAAAUAACAAAAUUAGGAAACAGAUUGCAACAAGUAGCGUGGUAUCCUACCUUGUAUCAUGCAUCACUUCAAAACAACUUGUUCUGUGCUUGAACCAUUGGCACAAUAUGUUCCUUAUGCUGCCACGUUGAUUUAAAGGCAUCACAUUAAGACAAGUUAUGACUUAGCAUGAAUGCAGGGUCUCUAAGAGAGUAGAUUGGGGCCAUUUUGCUCCUCCCUAGUCACUCUGCUACUGCACUGAUGUGUGAACUAGGCCAGUGUCUAAUCUUAGUAGCUCCUUUUCUUGGGAAGUAUCUGUUCUAAUGUAGAGUAAGCCUUGGCCUUUAUGAAGUCAUGGAGGUACAAAUCAAGGUUGGAUAAGAUAGGCUCUUACAGUUUUAUAAUGCAGUUGUUUCUAGUAGUAAGUUUUAAACUCUUUAAAAUGGACUUGGAUUGUGAUAGGGAAGGAGGAGUUGCAUUUUGUUAAUCCAAAUGUAAUCCAGAUAGAUUCAGUUACUAAACAUUAUAGUCGUAUCAUUAAAAAUAAAACAUACGAUUUAUAAAAAAAAAAUUAUAAAUACAGUAAUGAAAUUAAAAGUAAUGAAAUUAAAAUACAGUAAUGAAAUUAAAAGUCUUCCAGUACUGGAUCCUUGCUACCUGGUAGGAUUCAUGCCCAAGUAAUUGUAGGAUUGAAACCUUACAGUCCAAACAUAUGCAUUUUUAUACAGAUGCAAAUCCCUGUGGUCAGUAGGAAUUGUUCCUGUUAAUUGUACAUAGGAUUGCAUCCUAUCCUAAUGAUGAUUGGCCUUGUUUAGAAGCUAAGUAAUAGAUUACUUUAUAUGAGCUGCUCUUCAUGUAUUACUUGUACCCUCAUGUAGUUUAUAGGGAGACCUCUUGGAAGUUGUAUUAAUUAAGCACAGUCAGUACAGCAUGAGACUCUUAAUUUCAUGGUCAUGGGUUCAAGUCCCAUGUUGGGAAAAAUGAUUCCUGCAUUGCAGGGGGUUGGACUAGAUGACCCUUGUGUCUCCUUCCAACUCUGCAAUUCUAUAAACACAGUGUAGGAGUAAGGAAUUAAAUAUGAAAGUUAUGAGUAGGUGUUCACGUGAACAGGUUGUUCAGUACUUAAUGAAAAUACUUAGCAUUUAUAAAAUGAUAGUGCUACUGCCCACUCAUGUUACCUUGUUUUAUAGCUUAUCUGUUUGAAUAAAGCUAAGACACAAACAAUAGAAGCUCUAAGAUUGCACAUGACAUGUCAUAUAAUAUAUAUUAUAUGACAUGUCAUGUGCAAUCUUAGAGCUUCCAUUGUUUGUGUCUCCACCUAUCAAAGAUGUCAUACUGGCAGUAUUGAGUUUGUAAAAGCAUUUCACCCAAUGUGUUCAUUGAAUAUUGAUUUGUAGAUACAGUAUUCCCAACUAAGGGUUGCAUGCCUUAGUAUACCCAUUUCCUGAUCGGAAUUUGCUUUGUCUUGUGUAUCUUCAAAAAAAACAACAGCCAUUCAUUAGUCUAACAUGCAAGCAAAUGAAACAGUUUGUAUGAUCCUUUUUAAAACAGAUAAAUGAUGCAUGUUAAUCUGAAUCUGUAAGAUGUUCUGUUUGGCAGUUGAGCUGGAACAGAUAAUAAAAAGUGGUGUGAAUUUUCCAGACAAAAUGUAAUAGGAACAUUUGUGCUGCUUUAAAUGGAGAUCUGAUUUAGCAUGUAUUCUUGACUUGCAUUUAGUAAACAAUGUCUGAUCCCCUCCCAGUAACCAAAAGUAGUUUGACUGAAACAUAUGUUAUGAGAAAAAUGUCAAAACAUUCGAGUUGUUUUGAAUGUCCUAUUCAAAGCAUUACUUAGAAAUUUAUAUUUAGAAAUACUCCAAUGAAAAUGUUAAGACAUAGCUCAAUAGCAUACAUUCCCCUUAAGCUAUUUAGAUUUUAAUAACACAUUUCUAUUCAUUUACCGUAUUUUUCGCCCCAUAGGACGCACCGCCCUAUAGGACGCACCUAGUUUUUUUUGGGGGGGGGGGGGGGAAUAAAGGGGGAAAAAAUUAUUUCCGGGGCUGGCGCGGGGGAAGCCCGAGCUUCCCCCGACCCCAGCCCCCAGAACAGCCUGCUAUCCGCAAGCCUAGGGAGCCGCGCCGGUCUCCCCAGGCUUGCGGACAGCUGCGUGAAGCCCGGGCGCUCUCUUCAGCGCGCCCGAGGCUUCGGAAUGCAAGCAGCUCUGCGCAACCCUCCAGAGCCCGGCGUGGCUUCACACCGGGCUCCGGAGGGUUGCGCAGAGCUUCCUGAAGCCUGGAGAGCGAGAGGGGUUGGUGCGCACCGACCCCUCUCGCUCUCCAGGCUUCAGCGAAAGCCUGUAUUCGCCCCAUAGGACGCACACACAUUUCCCCUUCAUUUUUGGAGGGGGAAAAGUGCGUCCUGUAGGGCGAAAAAUAUGGUACUCAGAAGUAAGCCACAUUGAGUUCUAGAGUGCUAGCUCCGUAGUAAGUCUGUUUAAGAUUCCAGCCUAAGGGAGAAAAAGGAAGAUGCUGAAAAUUAACAUACUAAUUUUAGCCUGGACUUCUGCUUGCAUAAGUGUUUGCUUUCUAGUGAGAGUCUCCUGAAAAAUAAAAGUUUGCUUUUAAACAGUACUACUACUACAUUGGUUCCAUUUGCCUAAUGUAACUUGUAUUACAUUAAUGCACAAGGAGUCCUAAAAGUGGAGAAAUUACUACCCCAUCAUUGAUUAAAAAGUAAGAUUUUUCAGACAGAACUUUGCAUAAAAUGCUCCUGCUAUCUUCUAGUCAACCAGCAUAUUUCCCAUUCCUUAAGAUUGCAUUGAAUAAUCUAACUAUAGCCACAUCUGUUUUUGUGUUUACAAAGCAACUCUUAAAAUAGGCAAAGUGUAAGUUCUUAAUAUGCUUGUUACUACAUAUUCUCAAUUUUAAAACUGACCAAUUUUUUUUUUCCAAAUUGCCGAAAGAUAAAAGGUCACUAUUAUAACUAGGCUGCUUCUUUUUCCAGCUGUUAGCCAGUAUAAAACCCAACAUUAUUUUGAAUUUGAAACAUAAUAUGUAAGCAUCUGCCUUGUGUUAAUUACACAAAGUGCCUUCAGCCGACAGCACUAUUCUGCUUAGAAGGACAGCAUGGGUUCUGUUUUAAUGGGUAAUAUUGAACGUCUGUUACAGGUUUUUUGUAUAUUGUAGUCUAAAGAUUAAACACAGUGCUGUAACUAUAAGACAAAGUUUACCAGUCUGUUCCUGCUAGUGUCAUCUUCUGUCGCUGCAGCUGCUAAAUAAUACAGUAGCCUUUAUAUUGAAAACAAAGGUGGCUUUAUGUUAAAUAUCUUGGAAGAAAUGUAAUGGUCAGUGGGAAACAUAUAUAAUGAGCUAUUGCAUACAUUCUGUAAAAUUAAACUGAAAGCUGGGUAAGUCUUAAAAUCCUGUGCUUUGAAAGAAAAUAGCUAACACAAACAAUAGAAUAUGUAAGUACUGAUGGUUGUAUUUAUAUAGUGUCACCAGUGUGCAUGUUCCUUUAGAGCAGAAAGAGGUUCCUGUGUAAUCCAUACUCUGAUAGAAGUGGAAACAAUAGACAGAUUGUUAUUUGCAAAUGGCUUAAUGUAGAGGCUCUGAAAUCAAAAGCCAAACUUAAUUCAAACUAAACCUGAAUAAGAAAACAAUACACUAAUUACCGGUAAUCUUAUAUCCUGCUGUUUUGCUCAAAGGUGGGUUUGGAUUAUGAAUUAUUAUUAAAUAUAUUUAUGUAGUCACCAUUUAUUGUGUGGCUUGCAACAAAAUACUAAACACAUAAUACAGUGGUACCUUGGUUUGCAUACAUCUUGGUUUGCAUACGUUUUGGAUUACAAACACGUCAAACCCGGAAGUGCGUGUCCCUGUUUGCAACCUUUUUUGGGAUUACAACCCCCCCUUUUUUUUAUUACAAACAUAUUUUUUUGGGAGGCCCCAUUGGCAAAAGCGCGCCUUGGGUUACAACCUGUUUUGGUUUACAAACGGACCUCCGGAACAGAUUAUGGUUGUAAACCAAGGUACCACUAUAUACAAUAACCAAUAAAACAAGAAACCUCAAAAAAACUUACUUGCGUUGAGGCAGCAUGAAAUAAUUUACAUCCCUGUUCUAAAACAGUUUAAAAGUUUGGGUGAACAAAAGGGACUUCAGUUGGCACUGAAAAUACCACAAAGUCUCUGUAUGACCAUCUUUGGGGAGGCUGUUCCAUAGCUGAGAUGCCACUAAUCAAAAGUCCCUUUCCUUGGUACCCCCCUGAUUUGCUUUGCCUGCUGAAGCUACCCAGAGGAAGGCCUCCAAAGCAAUAUUAAGCUUCAGGUUGGCAUGUGCAGGAAAAGGCAAUUGGUACUUUAAAUUGGGACUAGAUUAUUUUUGCAGGAAAGAAUUGAAGGAGGCCUUGAGUUUAAGCACUCCUCCUCCUCCUCUGGUAUGGACACAAGUGGCCGUAAAGCUUUCUCUUCUCUUUUAGUUUAACCACUAGGUUAUCUGAACUAUGGUUUGUUGAAAUAAGGUAGGUGUGUGCGUGUGCGUGCGUGCGCGCGCACACACACACACACACGGCAACAAAUGGCUCCUUAAACCAAGGUAGUCGCCAAAACAGAAUAUCUAGUUGCCAUUUUGGGGCAAGACAUAUGUAAAGUUUUUUUUAAAAAAAUGACUGUCUAUGAUUGAUUAUACCAGCAUGAGUUUGACCAAACUGCGGGAGGCAGUGGAAGACAGAAGUGCCUGGCGUGCUCUGGUCCAUGGGGUCACGAAGAGUCGGACACGACUAAACGACUAAACAACAACAAUGAUUGAUUAUUUGUUAAACAUCUGGCUAGUUCAGAUGACAACCUAGGGCAGUGGUGGCCAAACUUGGCCCUCCAGCUCUUUCGGGACUACAGUUCCUAUCAUCCCUGACCACUGGUCCUGUUAGCUAGGGAUGAUGGGAGUUGUAGUCACAAAAACAGCUGGAGGGCCAAGUUUGGCCGUCACUGACAUAGAGCUAGGUUAAGAACUUUGUGAACUUAAAUAAAAGUCACUUGAUCCAGGGACAGUCCAUAUAUAUAUCAGCCUAUUCCUCCCUCUUCUUAAUGAUGACACAGACCAUUCAUAAUGUAAGAAUAUUCUUACAUUACUGUGAGCAGGGCAGUGGGGUGGGGUAAAUGAAGGCAAACUACAACAAUUAACUGUAAUGUCGUUCACUGCUCCUGUUCAGGCUGCACAGAAAAAGCAUUUUGGUUCCUGAAAUUCAUUCUAAUUCUGCAGAUAAAAUAUAACUGAUAGAAUUCUGCAGGAUGUGGUAUUAGUGUAUGAAAACAGUCAAGAUCCAAUUAUUCCCUGGCAUGCACCUCCAGAUGGUGGAGAUGUCUGGCGUCGCCAUCCUGGCACCCAGGUAUUUUCACUUGGUUGCAAGUGGCCAAUAGGCAGGUGCAAAAUGUGCCUGGCUAACUUCGAACACUGCUUCAAACCAUAGGUUAUAGGUUUGUCUCAAUUAACCAUAAUUACGAUUAAGGUGUGAAUGUCAUGACCAGUUGCAGUGAAUCUAAAACAGAAGCAAAAGCUUCCAAACUCAUUGCAGUUGUACCAGAAGAGGAAAGUGGGCUUGACUUGUUGAGAGUAUAAUUGCUGCAUCGGGUAUCAUAGCUAAUAGCUUUCCUUUGGGAGGGUAACUUAUCUUCUGCAGGUUUAAAAUAAUAAAAUAAAUACUUUGUCAGAUUUGUUUCUUACUAGUAUAUUUCCUCUAGUAGACUCUUGACCCAGACUCUUGACUCUUGAUUGAAGUGCAUAACAUUGGAAAUCAGUUUUCUAUUUAUUUGAAAUACAUUACUUUACCCAACAGUUAUCCCCUGAUUCUAGGAAGUGUGGGAUACUAGUUAUAGCUCAAUCUUUUGCAAAUGUGUUUGGAAGUAAGUUAUAUUUUGUUCAGUGGAACUUGUUGGGUUUUUUAAGAAAAGGGUGCAUAAGAUUGAAGUUUCACCUAUCAACAAUAAGUGAUUAUUCAUACUUGAAUAGACCCACCGAAAGCAAUAAACUUAAAGUAACAUUUUUCUUGGGGGUGUAACUCAUUCCAUCCUCAUUUAGAUUGAUCACAUGCAAUGCUCUAAAUGAGUGAUGGCCAAACUUGGCCCUCCAGCUGUUUUUGGACUACAACUCCCAUCAUCCCUAGCUAACAGGACCAGUGGUCAGGGAUGAUGGGAAUUGUAGUGCAAAAACAGCUGGAGGGCCAAGUUUGGCCAUCACUGCUCUAAACAGUAUCUCCUAUGCAUUGUUCUAGCAUAAAAUUUCAUGUAUUUACUGCAGAUAAAUGUGUGGCACAAAACAUGACUGUCUUUAAUUGUUUUCCUAUUUUGUAAUGUGCAUUCUUCAGAAGACUGAACUUAGGUCUGUUGUGCAUGUUUCCUUGGGUGGCAUAGUUGUUUGCAUAGUUGUCACCUCCUCUCUGGUUACUGCUCUGGUGCUUUAGAUAAGGGAUAUAUUUCCUGCACAUGGAACUAGAAUAAAUUGUGUGUGUCAGUGUGUAACAGUCUAUGUAGUAUUCUACCAGCUUUGGGAUUGCUGAUUUUAAAUGCAAUUAAUUUUGCUUGAAUAAUUUUGACUGGGGAAAUGUAACAUGGUAAACCUAAUGAAAAUACAGCCCUAGUGGCUAUGUCAUACUUAAGUACUGACAGCCCAGAAAAUACUCUAGUUUAUGUUCCCUUACAUGUUAACAUGUUUCUUUCCCUUCCCUUAAGAAUGUGAAACUGUCUGCUGAAGUAGAACCAUUCAUUCCUCAGAAGAAGGGUCCGGAUUCACUUAUGAUGUCUAUGGCGUUACCUACUGACAGUGGAGGAGUUAAUGGCGUGGAACCAGCUCCUAUUCCUAGCUACCUGAUUACUUGCUACCCAUUUGUUCAGGAAAACCAGUCCAAUAGGUAAUUAAAUAUAUUCUGUGACAAAAUAAAUGAAUGUAAACAUUUUCUGCAUCUGCCAUUUAGUUUUCUGUGUUCCCUAAAAUACUGGGAGGCUUUCACACUAAAAUUCAGCACUUAAAGCUGAAAUUUUGUGCAUGUUUUCUUGGGUGUAAGCUGUUCCAAACUUAGUGGCACUUGCUUCUGGGUAAACAUGUGAGGAUUAGAUUGCAUGUUAGUUGAAUAAUAUGGUUAUAGAAGGAACUUAUUUGCUUUCUCUCCAGGUUUUUUUUUUAACCAUUCAGAAAAAUCAUCUAUUUUUUUGUGUCUCCUGAAUGAAAGGUGGUGAGGCUCAGACCUUCAAGCCACCUCUUAAAUUUGCUACAGUAUCUGUUAGAGCAGCGAAAUUAGCUUCAUGCCACUUCCAAAAUGUGGCAGUGGCCUCCAUUUGCUGCCUUCUUUGCAUAGUUGCUGAGAAUAGAUGAAAGGCAGAAAACUGCUCAUAUUUUCACCGAGCAUAGGACUAUGAUGAAACCUCUGGAAACAUCAUGUAAUUCAGGUCUCCCUUUGAUGUUUAAGGCUGCAGUUGUAAUGCCAUUUACAUGAAAGUAAGCACCAUUAAGGGACACGGGUGGCGCUGUGGGUUAAACCAUAGAGCCUAGGGCUUGCCGAUCAGAAGGUCGGUGGUUUGAAUCCCUGUGACGGGGUGAGCUCCCCUUGCUUGGUCCCUGCUCCUGCCAACCUAGCAGUUCGAAAGCAUGUCAAAGUGCAAGUAGAUAAAUAGGUACCGCUCCAGCGGGAAGGUAAACGGCGUUUCCGUGUGCUGCUCUGGUUUGCCAGAAGCGGCUUAGUCAUACUGGCCACAUGACCCGGAAGCUGUACGCCGGCUCCCUCGGCUAAAAAAGCGAGAUGAGCGCCGCAACCCCAGAGUCGGUCACGACUGGACCUAAUGGUCAGGGGUCCCUUUACCUUUAAGCACCAUUAAUUGAGCAGAAUUUAAUUCUGAAUGGACAUUGUGAGGACUUGGCUAUAAGUUUACCUGUAAAAACAUAGGACUGCCAUGCUAGUAUAGCACUUGAUAUCUCACAAUAGUGUAAUACUUAGCUUGUGCAGUACAGUUUGGUGCAACUAGUUCCUCAUACCUCAAACUGGACAGCCAUAUGAACACAGUGGGGAAAUGUAUGUGGGAUGGACAGCACUUAGCACUUGCAAAAUCUUUCUUUUUGGUUUUAAAGGAAAGAAGUGGCGCUGGUGGACUCUUGCACACUUAGCCAUUCAGAAAGUGUAUUAUUCUCUUCCUCUCUGCAGGCAACUUCCGCUGUAUAACAAUGAUAUCAGAUGGCAGCAGCCUAACCCAAACCCUGCUGGUCCAUACCUUGCUUAUCCCAUUAUUUCUGCCCAGCCACCUGUUUCUGCUGAAUACACGUAUUACCAACUGAUGCCAGCACCAUGCGCCCAGGUCAUGGGCUUUUAUCAUCCAUUUCCAGCCCCUUACUCAGCACCCUUCCAGACAACAAGUGCCAUAAAUACAGUCACAGCAGAAUGCACGGAUCGCCCAACCCAACCCAACCAGGUCUUUUCAUUAUGUAGCCAGCAGAGUAGAAGCUCCAACAGGGGACCAGCUGUGCAAAAAGUAAGUCCAUUUAGCAAGCAACAUAAUUGAUGGAUGAAUGGCUAGUUUGGAAUAUAUUGGUGAAGUAUAUGUUUGUCAAUACAGUCCAACCUCAGUCCUCAAACGCCUCUGUUUUGGAACAUUUUGGCUCCCGAAUGCUGAAAACCCGGAAGUAAAUGCUCCGGUUUGCAAACGUUUUUCUGAAGCCGAACGUCUGACGCAGCUUCCUCUUGAGUGCAGGAAGCUCCUGCAGCCAGUUGGAAGCCGCACCUUGGUUGUUGAACAGUUCGGAAGCUGAACGGGCUUCUGGAACGAAUUACAUUCGACAACCAGGGUUUGACUGUAUCCAUAUCAUUGUUGUAAAACACUAUGCUGGGAUUGAAAAUCCUUUAAAAAAAUAUUUUACACCAGAAAUGGAAGAAUCUAGAAAAUAUUUUUGUACAGAGAAUAAACUUUUUGAAUUCCUCAUGCCUUAUCUGGGCAGCAUAAAGCACAACCUCUCAUUUGUGCCCUUUCUCAUUUGGCCCUCCAGCUGUUUUGGGACUACAAUUCCCAUCAUCCCUGACCACUGCUGCUGGUGCUGUUUGCUAGGGAUGAUGGGAGUUGUAGUCCCAAAACAGCUGGAGGGCCAAGUUUGGCCAUGCCUCGUUUAUGCAAUUGGGCAUGCACAAAAGCCCAAGCCUAGGUGUUGUGUGUUGCUGAUUCAAAACCUUUUCACAUGUAGACACACAUAUAUCAUAGUUUUUAUCUGAUACAGGUAUCAAAACUAACAAAAGUUAAAACAAGGUCCGUAUAAAAUGCACCUUUCUGAAAGAUAAAAUAGUUAUUUUUAUUUUUUGACUGCUUAGGAUUUGAGGAUAAAGCAGUUUGAAAAAAAUAAAGGACAUCCUUAGUUUAUUUUGCCAGCAGAAUAUGGUGGUCACUGAGCUGUCUAAAAAAUAGCCUUCCAAUAUAUUUUGCUGUAUCUAGUGCACACAAGUCCUGUUGAAUUCAGUAUGUUUUACACAUGUGCAAUUGGAGGCAAGAUUGUAACCACAGUGUCUGUACACGUCUGUUGUCUAGAGUAAUGUAAUGUUCACAGUUUUAUUUCUUAAAAAGUGGUACAGCAUCAGCCUAAUUUCAUUUUUGGUGUUUCUGAAGUGCUGUGGUAAGAUUGUAGUGUUGAAUUCGAUACAUUUUAAAAACCUUUACCCUUCCUUCUUGAAAAUCAUGAAUACCUCUAGCUCACAUCCAUGCAAACAUGAAUAGGUGUCAUAUUUAUGUACAGUGGUACCUCUGGUUGCGCACGGGAUCCAUUCCGGAGCUCCAGUCAGAUCCCGAGGAAUUCGCAACUGGAGGUACCUGUUCUGCACAUGCACACAACGUGGUAGAUGAAACCCGGAAAAAUACUUCCGGGUUUGCCACGUGCCUAACCCGAAGGAUACACAACCAGAGGUGUGCAUAUCCAGAGGUACCACUGUACUUGCUUUUGAAAUUUUAUUUUUAAAAUGGUUAAAUGACAGUUCUUAAAAAAACACAGGCAGCCAUACGGAUGUCAUAUUUUUAAAAACUCUUAAAAGCCACCAUAAUAGUAGAUUGCUGCUUUUGGCAAAUUAAUUCCAAAACGAAUUAAUAGUGUUUAAGUGCUGCCUAACCUCUGCUUAAGAUGUAUUAGUGCUGUUAAUUUAUCCAUUUGAGUUACCCUUAAUACUGUCUUCCAUAAUUCCAAGACUGAUAGAAUUCUGGACCAUUUCCAAUUCUUAAUUAUCAUACUUGGACACCUACCAAAAGGUUCUCAAUACAUUUUUAAAAAUCACACUUAACAGUUAUACUUCAGUAAAGCACUGUUACUGAAAUGUCAGAAUUUCAGCAACUAGACAUGCUAGGCUUGGGUUCCAAACACGUUGCAGUAGCUGGAACAUCAGAAGUGUGAAUGUACCUAAUGUAGAAAUCAUAGUUUAUUAGUUAUCAGUACAGAUAGAUGAAAGCCGCUUAGCAAAAUAUGAAAGAUCUUUAAACAAUGGACUGUGUUUGGUACUCAUUAUUUAUUCAUUGUUUUGUAUGGAACAUACGUUGAUUUUUUUGUUAAAGUGCUGAUUGGUCUAAGGUUAGUUUCCAAAUGUUUGCGGAUAAUAUUCAAUAAUCUUCUGUGGUUAUUUUCUAUGGAAAUUGUCUUUCCUAAACCAAGUCCACUGGCUUACCAAAUAAAUCUCUUUCCUUGGCUAAUCAUUUUAAACAGCAACAGCCUCCACAGAUACACAUAAAAAGCAAAAGGCCUCCAGUGAAAAGUGUUGCUAUCCAGAAAGAGACCAGUGCGUCGGGCCCUGAGAGCAGACCUAAAAUUGUACUCUUGGUGGAUGCUUGUCAGCAAACAGGUACAGUAAUAUUCUGUGCUUAAGUGAAAUUUCAUUGUACCUGAAAAGGUCCUUGUACAAAGCUUAUAUAGGAAUAUCUGUGAUGGAAGUAUUGGGUGUUCCUCCCAUUCUGAGAUGAUAUGCUUAAUCUGCCUUGGCUCCUGGGCAAGUUUACGUUGGCUAUUAGGCAUCAUUCAGGUGGUGUAUCUCCCUGCUUUGCCACUAAUGUUUCUAUCUUUUUAAGUCAAAUUUUAUUCAUUUAUUUUCUCAGAACAUAUUCUUAUGAACAUAAUCACAACUGACAAUAUAUUACUCCUUUCAGUCUAGCUGCCCAAGUCCGAAAAUGGUCCAGUCAGGACCAACUAUGCUGAAUGGCCACAGAAUGCUGACCAGGGCAGAGGGAAUGGAAUAUGGGGAAGAAGGAAUAGUUUCUUAAAAAUGAGCAUAAUUAACUAGAAUCUGGGACAUUUCCCACACAACAUAGCAACAGCUGUUCUUAUUUGUUUUUAGCAUUUUGUAUUUGAUCUGUGCUGUUUUAAUUUGUGUAGCACUCCUUGAGUCCCAUUGUGGGGGGAAAGUGGGCUAUAAAUAAAAUAAAAAUAGGUACCAUCCAUUGCCUAUUUUGCACUUUAGAAACUCAAGCACCAAGGCUGUAGAAGGAAGCGGAAAUUAUUGCCAUCUGUACUUGUAACAAAACUCUCUGGCAAUGGGUUGUUCUAGAUAGCUAUCUAGAAUGCCUGAUAAUUCUAUUACUACUGUGACAGCUCUUCUUAACUGCUUGUAUGUUUGUGGAAGAAGACUAGGUUGCUUCAAAGGACUGUUGGUUCUUAGUAAUCCCACUUGCCUUGCAUUGCAGACUUUCCAUCAGAGAUCGCAAGCAAAUCACUGUCUGAGAGUGUGAGCGCCAUGCACUGGAAACCAAAAAGCAGGCGGCGGCGAACCUCCCAUCCUGCAGAAUCCUCUAGUGAGCAAGGGGCUAGCGAAGCAGACAUUGAUAGUGACAGUGGUUAUUGCAGUCCUAAACACAGCAACCAGGCUGCUGGUGUGACCUCAAGGAGCACAGAAUCUGCUGCAUCAAAUGUAGGUAAACGCCUGAAGUGUUUAAAAGGGAUGAAGAUGGCACAAAAUAAGCAAAAUCUUAAAAUCUCUUCUUUUUUAAAAUUUUCAGAUGAUGGAACCAUCAAUACAUCCAGGUAACUUUCAUAUAUAUAGAGAGAUCAAAAAAUCUCAAGCACUCAAGCUUUGCUGUUUUUGCCAACAUUCUCUUCCUAACAGCAUCAAUAAACCACCUUUUUUUCUAUUGUCCUUCCGUCUGAUAAAUAUGCCAGGCCUGAGGUGAAAAUUAAGCUCCAUAAGAAAUGCAUAUAAGGCUUCAUUUUUAAUUGUGCAUUCCUUCUUAUGUUAACACAAUGCAAGUAACUUGCAGUAAAGGAACAAAUAAAUGGUCGUUUAGAAAGAAAACGUUGUACUUGGCAGACAAUACACAUGGGAGUAAUAGCUAUAACAAGCCACUUUCAUUCAAAAUUAUCUGAUGUGAACCAUUAGAACAGGUAAAACUACUGAAAACAGGAAGUAAUUUUACAGGGUAUAUAUACACAGAGCUAGAUUUUGCACCUAGCUGUCUCUCCCUAUAUGUAUAACUUUCAGUACUGUUGGAGAAUGGAUAUAUUUUUUUACACUUUUUUUUCAUACAUGGAGUAUUUCCUUAAAUGUCUGCGGCGUUUAUUUCAGGAGCCGUCAGUUGGGCAAGUGUCAGUUCCCAAGCAACUCAGAAAAAGCCUUGGAUAGAGAGAACACCUGUUUUCUCAAGAGGUGGACGGCAACCUGAGCAGUGUAGUAACUCACAGGUAACCUUUUACUAUGAAAACCCUAAACUUAGUGUAAGUUUUGCAGGUUAAGCAGGGCUGUACAUCAGUUUCUUUAAAAGAUGAAAACUACUGUAGAAAGCAUGUAAAACUGGCAGACUUGUACCAUGCAUUGAUUCAGAGCUAUAGAGAGCAUUUGGGGAUACAGUGGUGCCUCGCAAGAUGAAUGCCUCGCAAGACGAAAAACACGCAAGACGAAAGAGUUUUCCGUUUUUUGAGUCGUUCCGCAAGACGAAUUUCCCUAUGGGCUUGCUUCGCAAGAUGAAACGUCUUGCGAGUUUUUGCGAGUUUGUUUCCUUUUUCUUAAAGCCGCUAAGCCGUUAAUAGCCGCUAAGCCGUUAAUAGCCGCUAAGCCGCUAAUAGCCGUGCUUCGCAAGACGAAGAGACUCGCGGAACGGAUUAAUUUCGUCUAGCGAGGCACCACUGUAUCAUUAAAGGGCACAUGAGAUUUAUAACCAUUUAGUCAUGAUAAGAGUUAUUUCAUGAUAGUUGGGAAAAGUACCAGUCCAUAAUAUGUUUUGGGUUGUGUUUUUUUAAUGCACGUGUAGCCUGCCUUUAGAUGUAGGGGACAUAGCACAUCUUCAGAGAGAAGACAGAACUUGCAGAAGAAACACGAGAAGCCUAUAACCAUAAACCAGUCAAACAGAACCGAGCCAAGUCCUGAGCCCCUCUAUUUUGAGGUAACUUUUUUAUUAAUUCAUAGUAAUUGUCACACAAAACCCUCACUGAAAUUUUUGAGUGGACGAUGGCGGCCUUGUAAUUGGUUUAUCCUGUUUUGUCAGCUCCACUCCACCCUGUCUGCCUCUGGAAGAAGCGAACCAUAAGGAUUUGCUCGAUGUUACUUGCAAAUCUUGUGGUUUCUUUCUUUCUAAACAAACAAUGAGUAGAAGCCAAGAUUUGUUCUUUGCUUGCCGUUUGCAGUUUGUUUGGAAGAAGCAACCUGUGGUUACUGGUUCACACAUAAUCCUAAGCCAGGUUUCAUGGUUUGUUUCUCCUGGAGGCAGGCAGAGCUGAAUCCAUGAACCAGAGCUCCAUGCACCAGCAUACUGUUCACUGUUCAGAGUGAGCCUUGGUUUUAUUUUUGACCAUGGAUUAUUGAACUAUAUGGGGAACCUUGGGGCCCGAGGCAGAAUGCCACCCUCCAGGUCUCUCUAUCUCCCGCUUUGGCCUUGCUUCCUCCUUGAGCAUUUUUGCCUGGCUUGCUUGUGUCACUCGACUCAUUAAACUUCUUGCUUGCUUGGAUGCCAAACAAAGAGGGAUUGGGGAGUGUGUGUGUGUGUGGAAAUUAUUGUACAAAGGUACAAAUGUUAUCUGUUGCUCUUCCCAUUUCUGUUUCUGGCACUACCCACUACUAUCAGGUAGCCCCUGAAAGACUGCCCAGGAGGACCUGUGGCCCUCGGGUUCCCAACACCAGGAUUAUUAUUAUGUGCAAAGAAGGCUGUUUUUGUCUCCUACAUAAUAGGCAUUCUCAUUUUGAAAGCAUAUAAACUUGCCUUUCAAAUUUCAUUGUUACUUUUUAGUGUGUCCUAGAAUCUUGCUGCCAGCAUCUUCCCUUCUCUAAUUGUUGCAUGACGAGUGUCUCAUGAUUGGGCAAGUUAUUCUUUUUUAAGCAUUGCAGAAUGGCAUCUGCUAACUCUGCUAAUGGCUUAAGUGAGGCCUUGGUGCCUAGUAGAGAUAGAGCCAUGCAAACUAAAUUCAUUUCAAAUCCUCCCAAUAUUUUUAUUUAGGAUGAAGACGAAUUUCCAGAGUUAAACAGUGAAAAUGGAAAUUCCAAGGGUGGUAAUAUGCAGCUGAAACAUGCCCCUAAAGUGGUAAGAGGCUUUUAUAAUGUAAAUAGUAUUUUGAUUUAAAUUAGCUGCUUUUCUUCGCUAGAUAUUGUGAUUGACUAUUGAUAAUGCAGCAGCAGUGAAUGCUUCUGUUCUGUGGGGGUGGAGAAAAAGAGAAUGUGCUGGAACGAGGUGCAGAAUUCAGUUUCAUAAGAAUAUUUGCUUUUAAAGAAGGAAGCAUGUUUCUAGCCCUUUAUGGCUUGGAUUAUAUGCCCGAAAGUAUGAUCAAUGUCUGCUGAAAUCUCAAAAGCCAGAGGUGGGGAAGGAGCUUCAACACCUUGCAUAGCUCGUUAUUCUAGUCAUGACUGGAGUAAUAAUUGGAAUAACUAAUGCAAAAUAGAAGAGUACUGUUUUCCCCCUCCAUGUGCAUAUACCAGCAGCAAGUAAAAAGAUUCAGCCUUUCUGGAGUAAAUCAUUCAUGCUAGUAAUAUUUUGAGUCUCUAGAUUAUUUAUGAGUUGCCUUUUUCAUGUGACCUCAAAGCCAUUGGUAGAGGACUGCAGCUGCAAAUAAUUGCUUAGACUUAACUGAGAUACUGUUUAAAUAAAGCACUCAGAUCACUUAGGGAGUCCUAUAUGAGUGUACUAAGUUGUGUGCUGAUACAGUUGAGGUAGUUUGGGAAACAAGGUCAACUUGGGCAAGUUUGUGAUGAGCUAUGCUUUCUGUUGUAACACCUUUAAAGCUGUGCUCCCUCUCCUUGUUCACCCUAGUUGGAUGGUUUACCCGAAAAUUCUCCAAUCAAUAUUGUACAGACUCCAAUUCCAAUCACCACAUCUGUUCCUAAACGGGCAAAAAGUCAAAAGAAGAAAGCCCUAGCAGCAGCACUGGCUACAGCUCAAGAGUAUUCAGAAAUUAGCAUGGAGCAAAGAAAACUCCAGGUCUGUUCUUUUUUAUGUUAUAAUCGUGAUUGGCUGCAUAUUUAAAUCAGGGACAGCCAGCUGGAAGCCUCCGGCCUGGGUACAAUCCCCAAAGCAAUCAUAAUUACCAAAGGAGCCCUGGUGAACCUACCAAAAAGUUCAUACAUCUUCACUUGCAAGAAGAAUGUUCAAGUUGUAAUAUUUCCUAGAAUUACAUCUCUCCUUCUAGGUUUUGUAUGUACUGCCUUGGCUAUGCCUUUGUUGUUUGUAAGCACAAAAAUAUUAUUGCUAUAUUGAACCAACGGUAUCUUCUAGCACCCCACCCUCGGGAAAACAGAUUAAACACCAAAAUCAGGCACCCCCAGCCUUUGGCCCUCCAGAUGUUUUGGACUACAAUUCCCAUCAUCCCUGACCACUGGUCCUGCUAGCUAGGGAUCAUGGGAGUUGUAAGCCAAAACAUCUGGAGGGCCGCAGGUUGGGGAUGCCUGGCCAAGAUCAUGGGAAGUUUAUAAUGCCUGGUUUAAGUUAUGCCUCUGGUCACUGGAGGUGAACUGUAGUACUUUUAUUCUGAUUAUAGGAAGCAGUUUCAAAAGCAGCUGGAAAGAAGAGCAAAACACCUGUGCAGUUGGACUUGGGGGAUAUGCUAGCCGCUCUUGAAAAACAGCAGCAAGCUAUGAAAGCUCGCCAGAUCACAAAUACCAGGCCCCUUUCCUACACAGGUGGGUGCAUCUCUCUUGGCUGGUUUUUAUAGCUAAUAGUUUCUCAGCUGUUUUCCACCUAAGGCUAACCUGUGGUCCUCCAAAAUCUGUUGGACUGCAGUGGCAAUCGGCCCCAACCAGUGUGCCAAAUGGUUGUAGAUGAUCGGAGUACGUUUUUGUUAUUCAGUAAAUGUUCGUACCAUUCUGUAUGAUGAAUAAAGUCAGGUUGGCUUGCGUAUGUAAUAUUAAAUGUCAGGGUGGCUUAUUAUAUUUAUAAAAAAGUAUAGAAUACAAUAAUGCAUUAAAACCAGUACUACAACUACUACUACUACUACUACAACAACAACAACAACAACAACAACAACAACAACAACAACAACAACAAUUUAUUAUUUACACCCCCCCCCCCAAUCUGGCUGGGUUUCCCCAGCCACUCUGGGUGGCUUCCAACAAAAGAUUAAAAAUACAUUAAAACAUCAUACAUUAAAAACUUCCCUAAACAGGGCUGGCUUCACAUGUCCUCUAAACAUUAGAUAGUUCUUUAUUUCCUUGACAUCUGGUGGGAGGGCAUUCCACAGGGCUGGUGCCACUAUCGAGAAGGCCCUCCGCCUGGUUCCCUGCAACUUCGCUUCUCACAGUGAGGGAACCGCCAGAAGGCCCUCGGCGCUGGACCUCAGUGUCCAGGCAGAAUGAUGGGGGUGGAGACACUUCUUCAGCUAUACUGGGCCGAGGUCGUUUAGGGCUUUAAAGGUCAGCACCAACACUUUGAAUUGUGCUCGGAAACAUCCUGGGAGCCAAUGUAGGUCUUGCUAAGCCAGCAGCAGAAAGCAAUUCCUUGUUACAAAUGACCAGCUGCCCGUAAAUGCUUUGGUGAACAGAGACGUUUUCAACUGCUGUGGAAACUCAUAAAAUAUAGACUACAAUUAUAUUUCUGCUGCGAGUAAGUCCUAUAGCCAGGGUGCUACCACAGAAAAGGCCUUAUAUUGAGUCACUGCCUGAUGCACUACAGUAAAUGGCAGAACCUCCAGAAGGGCUGCUUCUUCAGAUCUCAGGACCUAGGCACCUACAGAUGUUUGGAUUUCAAGUUGUUCAGGGCUUUAUAUGUCAACAGCAACAUUCUGGAUGCUUCUGAGCCCAAUUCAGUCAGUGCAACUCUCUCAUAAAACUGAUGUCAUAUGGCUUCAAUAAGCUACACCACUUGGCAGUCUGUCAGCUACUUUCUGCACUAGUUUACACUUCUGAAUCCCCUAAAAGGGUGGCUCCAUGUAGAGUGGAUAAUAAUACAGCGCUAUUAGGAUCCGGGGGUGGGGGGGUGGGAGCUAUGGUUCAAAUCUCCACUCAGCCUAAUCUGGCUAACAGUAUUGUUGCAAGGAUAAAACGCAAGCCUCCGCAAUUUCAAAAAAUGGUUUCUGUGUGGCAAUCCUCCUUGAGUGUAUGAGGCUGGCUGUGCAGUUAUUUGAAAGCCAGCCAAUUCUGCUAACAAUUGAAAUAACAUACUAUUAAUUUUAAGGGACAUGCCAUGUUUCUGUUUCCUUGCUGAGCUAAAGUGUUCCUGCAAAACAGUAGACUAAACCGAAUACUAGUUUAAAGCCAUCUGGAAGCAGAAUCGUUCCAUUGUGUAACUUUCCUGUCAUUGUUGUCGGUUUUUGUUUCCAAUGAGAGGAAAAGGCUUUUGUAACAAGGGGAGGGGGGGUUUGCUAACGUUGGUUUUCUUUCAGUAGUAGGGGUUAGCGUAAUGGUUGUCUUGAUUUCAUUCAGUUGGCAGUGCUGCACCUUUUCAUGCCAAAGAACCUGCCAGCCGAAAAUCCUUAACUAAAGGACAGCCGUCAGUGGGUUGUCUCAAUCCUUUGGACUCCACUGCCCCAAAAGUGAAACGAGGAAAAGAAAGGGAGCUCUCAAAGCUGAAGCGUCCAACAGCACUUAAAAAGGUAAGCAGUUUCUAGAAUGUUGCCUGUGGACAUGGUGAUCAUGACUCCUAAUGGCCCAGCUUAUUUUAUUUUAUUUUUAUUGAAAGCAGGAGACAGGAUAAGUUUCCAUUCAUGAUCAUGACAUAUGGUUCCCCUCCCACCCAGAUGAUAGGAACAAGCAGAGCACCAAGGAAGCCAACCAGCCAAUCAAUACUGUCUCAGUAAAAGUGCUUGAUUCAAAAAAUGGUCUCCUUGUUCACAAAAACACAGUUCCCUUGAUGAGCUGUUCUUCUCUUUGCCCCACAGCAUCUAUUUCUGUGUUAAUUCCCAGGGUUUGCCCACAGUGACUUGUGCUGUGGGCCAAGCUGCCAAUCUAAGGGUCGCCUAUAUUUAAGGUCAUCUUUCUCAUUCAGUGGCCUCUCUGCAAAGGCUGAUACUGUAUGCCCUUAAGACCAGUUGUGUUAUUUCCAGCGGAUGAAAAGUGGACAUUUUACGCCACAAAAAGCUAAAAGGUUAUAUUUGCUUGUUUCUUUUCGGCAGCCCCCUUUGCAUGCACAGCAACAACGCUGCCUCUGACUCUCCUGCACUCCAGCCCCGGGUCAGGCUUGACCUGGAAGUGCAGCUGCUGCAACCGGGUGUGAGAAAGCUGCCUCAGUAGCUCCCUUGCAUGCCGGAGCCAGGCUUCAAUGAGGGAGCAUGUCAUGGGGGUGCCUGGUUGCGCCCCUUCCAAAAAAUGUGCCUGGGGCUAUGGCCCAGUUAUGAUGUCUGGGUCACAGGCUAACCACAUACUUUAUCUGUACCAGAGAGCAUAAAGCUGGUAAUCACUAUCUUGUUAACUGUGUAGGAUAUGGCCCAUAAAAGGCAUUUAAUGAACAACGCAGCCUAAAUGGCUUUCCUUUAUACAUUUUGGGAUCCCAAAGAUUUUUACAAUGUCCCAGGUACAUUGAGAUUGUUGAAUCGGUUAAUCAUAAAUACUGUUUUGCACCACUUCUAAAUAAUAGCCGUAUCAAUUUAAAUACAGUGGAAUCUUGGGUUAAGUUAACCUCGGGUAACGUAAACUUCGGGUUGCGAAAGCAGCAAACCUGGAAGUGUUUCGCCGUGCGCACAUGCGCGGAAGUGUUCUACCACCGUGCGUGCAUGCACAGAAGCGGUCUCUUCAGUUGCGAAAACUUUGGGAUAUUGCCGGACCUCCGGAAUGGAUCCCAUUUGCAACCGGAGGUACCACUGUACUUGAUUAUUGUUGCAUGGUUUUAUUUGCAGGUGUGUGAGCAAAGGAUUUUGGGGGGAGAAAAGUGUUUUUCAAUUCUGACUUAUUUUCAUAUGUUGCUGUGUUUUCUUCUUAAAAAGAAAGCAUGCAAAAGUCAGGCAUAACAAGGGCUUGGAUCCAGUGAUGUCCUAUGUUAGCAGAAAGGCACCUCUGCUUAUGCAAGACAGCACCACUGAAUUAUCCCAACUCUUCUCCGUCUUGCUACAACCUCCAGGGCCCUGUUCUGCGCUGUUUUGGGGGUCCAUUGAUCCUCCAGAGCAGCUUUGAAUGAUGGGGUGGUGUCUAGCUUGUACAACAAGAUUUUCUCUCCCCCAUCUCUCAGAUCCUACCCAAUAUGAAACAAAAUAAUACAGUUGUGAGGAGGCUAAGUUAGCUAUUGCACAUACAUAAAAAUGACAACUAAUGGAUUCGCCACUCCAGAGAGAAGGAAAUUGAAAUUUGCAAUCAUCAAGUAUCAUGUUCUUGAAAUAAAAGAUUGCAUGUGCCACUGAGGAGCACAGCAAGAUUUAAAAUCAUCUGGCAAUUGAAAUCACUAUUUGCCCUAAAUAUUGGCAGAUAGAUUUAUUAUUCUCUGGUUUGCAAUAAGGAUAUAAUUUUAUAAAUGUGGUUAAUCUUUUCUUUAAAAGAACUAUUCUGUUUUAGAAUAUUUGAUUAUGUAUAUGAUACUAAUCUUAGUAACGUAUUGUAUAUUAUAAUAUAUUCCCAACUUUUACAUUGUUUCCUAAUUUUCUUUUGAAACGGGUAAUUUUCCUUUCUCGUGGUGUUUAUAAAAAAUACAAUUUUUUCCUGCUGUCCCUUUAUCGUUCAGAACAUCCACCCACUUCUGAAAAAUGACUUGCACUUAGGAACAAAAGAUCCACAUUAAAUUUGCUAUCCCUUUUUCUACAAAGCAGCAAGCUUAUUAAUUUGUAGAAGAAAUUAGCAUUGCUCACAUUAUCCUAAACUGUCUCUCCACCCCACCCCCCAGAUUAUCUUGAAAGAAAGAGAAGAAAAAAAGGGACGCUUAUCUGUAGAUCAUACCCUUCUGGGAGCUGAUGAAGAACAAGAGGUGAAUCUGACUCCAAAUCAGUCAGAAGACAUAGCAUCUCAAGAAGGUCAGAACUCUAAAGAUUGAACUGAAAUAUCUGUCUAGAUACAGUAAUAUGCUUUACAGUAUUCCCUGUGUGCAUGUAUGUGCCCUUGAACAUUUUGUUUGUUUGUAAUUUUAAGUAGAGUUACUAAAUCAGGAGCUCUGUGUCUUGCCUAUGGCAAGUAUUGUUUUACUUAGGAAUUUGGACCAGAAACAGUAAGCUUUGUACAUGUUUUUAAUCUAAAUUGUAAAUAUAAUGUCACUCCAGAAGCUAUUUUAGCCUUUCAAGAGCAGUAGGAGUCUGUGGAGGGGCAGCUGAAGAGCCUCUACAGCAGGCUUCCUCAACCUUGGCCCUCCAGAUAUUUUUGAGAUUACAGUUCCCAUCAUCCCUGAUCACUGGUCCUGCUAGCUAGGGAUCAUGGGAGUUGUAGGGCCAAAAAAAACAUGGAGGGCCAAGGUUGAGGAAGCCUGCUCUAUAGUAACAUAGUCCAUGACUUGGCAGCCUCAACAUCUCAGCCUAUAAGUUUUAAAAAUUGUCUUGUUAGUUAAUUGCUAGCUGUAGUUUAAUAUUUCCCCCCCAACUGAAAACAAAACAAAACAAAAAAAACCAGCACAGCAACCACAUGGUGUCAGUGCACCAUUGUUUUGAUGCACAAAAGCUGGAUCUGUCAGAUCAUACUAUUGGCUAGUCUGGUUUACAGUGUUGGGUUCUUUUGAAAGUGUAAUGGUGGCGUAAAGGAAUGAUAUGUUCCAGUGAUCCACACAGAUGCUGUUUUUGACCUUAUUAUUUUCCUGUUACAGAAACCGGCUUGAGUGUGCCGAGUGACACUUCACUCUCUCCGGCAAGCCAAAAUUCUCCUUACUGCAUGACUCCGGUAUCCCAAGGCUCACCUGCCAGUUCAGGAAUAGGUAGCCCAAUGGCUUCUUCAACCAUCACGAAGAUUCAUAGCAAGAGAUUCCGAGAGUAAGAGCUGUUUUUAAAAACUAACCUUCUGCAUCACUUGUCCAAUAAAAUGUGUGUUACAAUGUAAGUAGAAUGAUAGAAUUGUAGAGUUGGAAGGGAUCAUGAAUUUCAUCUAGUCUAGCCCCUUGCAAUGCAGAAAUCUUUUUGCCCAGUGUGGGGCUCAAACCCAUGACCUUGAGAGUAAGAGCCUCAUGCUGUACCAACUGAGCUAUCCCACAGAGUUUAGUUUAUAAUGGACCAAAAAAACCCAAGUUCAGCCCAUGCUGCAAAGCAUGACAGUUGCACUUAAAUAAAUCCCAGCUAUGGUAUGCAUAGUGUAUCAUAGACAGGAGAGAAGGUAUCUGCACCCCAAACAUAUUUGGAUAUCUUAGUCAAGUCAUAACUAGAAGAGAAUACAAAAAUAGGUAUUCUUAGCCAAUCCUGAUGAGAGGAGGAUUUUGUAAAUUACCCUUUGUGACAGACCACCUGUCUUUGCUUUACCUUUCUGUUCGAGUGCCUGGGGUUACUUUGAGUAAUACUAGGUUUUGGUAUUCUGGAUACCAAUAUUUGGUUCUCUAAAUGAUUUUAGGAUAGAUUUUUGGGGGAGAUACUUUAGUUUAGCCGGUUUGUAUCAGAAACUUCUGUGCCAUAUUCUCUGCUAGUUUGAAAUUUGGAAUAACUGACAAAAUAAAAACAAUGAUUCUAAAAUUACACAAAGUUGUAGACAUAAAUGGCAAAUCUGCCAUGAAAUAUCAAGAUAAACUUAAAUAUGUUUAAUGAAAAGCUCUUUUAAAAAGGAAUGCUUCAGCAGCCAAAAGUACAGUGGCCAGGCAGAUCUUGUGUGGAAGAAAAUUCCCUUUCCAGCAUCUUCCCUAACCUCACCUUAGAAAAGGAUGGGGCAUUCGGUGUGGUCUGUCCUUCUGAUAUAAAACCCUCUCUAAAGUAUGAAGGUCCUGCUCUGAUAAUGGCUUUAAAACCAGCACCAUAAUUUGGGCUUGGAAACUAUUAGCCUAGGCAGUUGUGCUUAAGAUAAGAGGUAUUCAUUCUCCAUAGCCAAGCAAAUACGCAGCAGGAAUUUGCAUCAGCUGCAGCUUCUGAAUAGUGUAGUUAUAUGUAAUAUUUCAAAUUACCUAGCACAGGUAACAGAGACCAGAGCUCCAUCAGUGAAGAAGAGGGUCCAAUUGGCUCACCAACUAUUCCUGGAUUCCUGUGAUAUUUUGCCCUUUCACACAACACUUGUAAAUUACAUUUGUACAUGUUUCCAGAUGCUGAAGUCAUCUUGCCAUUGAAAAACAAAAUGAGCAAAACAAUUUUCAAGUGACGUGGAAAAAGUAUGGAAGGCCUGCAUUCAGGGCAGCCUUGUAAAUAACCCCAAGGAAGAUACUAACCUCCAAAAUACUUUAUUACCCUGCUGGUGGCUCAUUUCUUUCUCCUCUCUAUCUUUGUGUGGAGUCAAAAGGAGAAAUGGAGUGCUUGGUCAUCAUUAACUUGCUUGCAGUUCCUUAUUUCCUGUGGCUACCAGGUGACAAAUACAAGGCUGACCAAAGAGCGAAUGUGGUGGCUUGAAAUUGCUUUUUAAACAUUCAUAAGCUGUGACUGGAGCUUAAGGAACACAGAGAUAUACUACUUGCCAGGCUUUUUUUCUAUAAAAAAAGAGGUGCUGGAACUUGCUGAGGUUUUUAAGGGAAGCACCCACCCAAAGCUGUUGAGCUUUUUCCAGCUGAAAAAAAAGCCCUGCUUCCUGCAGUGCAGAUAGAAAGGCUUUAAAGUGAUCUUUAAGUGGAAGACCAGGGUUCAAAUCUGGAUUUGUCCAUGAAGCUCCCUGAGCCAGGCAUGAUCUCUCGGCCUAGCCUACCUCACACGGUUGGUGAAAGAAAAGAAAAUGAUGAAGGGGAGAACCAUGUACACCACCAUAAGCUCAUUGAAAGAUAGGUGUGUUAUACAUGCAAUAAUCAAAAUAAAAUAAAUAUAUAGCUUUGGGCUACUUAGCAGAUUAAAGUACAGUGGUACCUCGGGUUACAUACGCUUCAGGUUACAGACGCUUCAGGUUACAGACUCCGCUAACCCAGAAAUAUUACCUCAGGUUAAGAACUUUGCUUCAGGAUGAGAACAGAAAUCGUGCUCCGGUGGCGCAGCAGCAGCGGGAGGCCCCAUUAGCUAAAGUGGUGCUUCAAGUUAAGAACAGUUUCAGGUUAAGAACGGACCUGUGGAACGAAUUAAGUACUUAACCUGAGGUACCACUGUACCUGGGUAUUUUAACACAAGCUUUUCUCUCAUAUAGAGGGAUGAGCUAAAGGACUUCAGAAAAGUGUAAAAACCUUGAGGAAAGGAUAGUGAAAGCAGUUUGGCCUUCUUGAACUUUGUCUUAUUGUAUCCCUUCUGACUUUACAGGUACUGUAAUCAAGUUCUAAGCAAAGAAAUAGAUGAGUGUGUGACCCUCCUGUUGCAAGAGCUUGUCAGCUUCCAAGAACGAAUUUACCAAAAGGACCCCAUGAGAGCAAAAGCAAAGAGGAGGCUUGUGAUGGGUUUACGCGAGGUUACAAAACACAUGAAGUUAAACAAGAUCAAGUGUGUUAUCAUUUCUCCAAACUGUGAGAAAAUCCAGUCAAAAGGUAUUAAUGAUUAUCUCUGGUGGACCACCUUCUCUUACAGCUUCGGUCUGGUUCUCUGCUUCAACACGGAAUCAUUUUUGUUUCUUUUUGCCUAUGCUGUUUUUUAUUCUACGGGGCACUGAGGGGCUUUCAAAGAGUUGUGUGCAGAGUACCAUGUGCACGCUGGGGCUUUUCUGUCUCCCUUUCCUCCUGCAGCUCCUUUCACCCCUCGAGAAGCCCCUGCAGAGGAAUGCAGAAUGAUUUUGUGUGGCGCAGAGCCUGCCGAUGGGGCAGGGGUUGUGGGCAGAAGACACAAGCAGAUGUCAUGACAUGCACACACUUUAUGCACUUUCUACUUGCACGGGAGGAGGGAUUGCAACCUGGCUCACACAUAGCUUGAAGCCAAAACUGGCUUAGCAGAAAUAAGUACAUGUGUGGGCUUCCGGAGAGGAGAUCAUGGCUGCUUUGCUUCUCUCCUCCAUUUGUUCUGCUGCUGCACUAAGGCAUAGUCCACCUUAACAUGUUGUUUGAACUUGGGCUCAUGGUUUAAGUGUACGCCAGACAAAACCGCAAGCUGUAACCAAAGUUGGUCUUUUGGCUUACAGCUUGUGGAUUUUCUGGGAGCACUGAACCACAGGCCUGGUUCAGACAAUACGUUAAGCCAGUACAAGUUUAGUGCGACACAGCAGUCACGAUCUCUGUGGAAGCCCACACAUCUGCUCAUUCGCAAUUUGGCUUGGCAUUGUCCUAACAAGGGCUUUAUAUUUUAAUUGAACUUCCUGUCUAAGGCCUUUAGACUUUUUCUUUAGAACCUUAUCUUACUGAUAAAAAUAAGUUGGCUUAAUGUAGCAAUUUAGCCAUCAUUUUAUCCUUACAUAUGUAGCAUCUUAAAACUGGCAAAUUAUAUUUAAUUAUAUGACUGAAUUUUGAGCUGCAGCCAGUACCAACUUCCUGACUCAUGUGCCUGUGUGCUGCGGGUUUUUGUGACAUCCGCAUUUUGUGUUUUUUUGGUAUGCUCUUAAAUCUUAGCUCUUUGCCUAAAAUACAGAAUGUGUGAAAGGUUUUAAUAGUUCUUCAUCCUGUGCUGCAUUGAUACAAUUUUCAUUGGUUGGAAAUGUGUAGUUGGACUUAAGCAUUUGAUUAUUGAUGUAAAGUUAGCAGACUUUAAACUAGUUAUGAGGAAGUUCUUCACAAUUUAAUCUUCUGUUGUUCUCCCGGCAUGUACCAAGGUGGACUGGAUGAAGCUCUGUACAACGUAAUAGCCAUGGCACGGGAACAAGAAAUCCCCUUUGUCUUUGCCCUGGGUCGUAAAGCUCUUGGUCGCUGUGUGAACAAGCUAGUUCCUGUUAGUGUGGUGGGAAUCUUCAAUUAUUCAGGUGCUGAGGUAAGAGCAUAUAAAUCAACUCUGCCACUAUGCUGUGAAUUCUUUCUGUUUCACUGAGUUCCUAAGAUUACAGUGGUACCUCGGGUUACAUGCGCUUCAGGUUACAUACGCUUCAGGUUACAGACUCCGCUAACCCAGAAAUAGUGCUUCAGGUUAAGAACUUUGCUUCAGGAUGAAAACAGAAAUCGUGCUCUGGUGGCGCGGCGGCAGCAGGAGGCCCCAUUAGCUAAAGUGGUGCUUCAGGUUAAGAACGGACCUCCGGAACGAAUUAAGUACUUAACCUGAGGUACCACUGUAUUCAUAAUGGUGCCUGACCCAUGCCACAUAUCCCAUUACUGAGCUUUGUAUGUGUUGCGUUCUCCACACUUUUGAAGUAACCCAGAUCAAAUCCUCCUCUUCGCACACGUCCAUGCAUCCUAAAACGUGAAGAGUACUGCCUGCCCAUCAAAUGCGAUACACAAGAAGCAUGAGAGUAGAGUCAGGCUCCUGCUUUCAAAUGAGCACUCUUGCAGAAAUCUAAUUGGUUCCUUCACAGAAUUUCGAAGAAUGACAGGAAAUGAGCCUGGAAAAAGAGCAGGCUAAAAAUACACUAAAAGCACUUACCCAUUUUUGACACGUGAAUAUGGGCCAUAUCCGAUAUUAAAUGUGUGUCUUUUUUUUCUCUUAAUCGGAAGAGAAAUUGGAGUGAGAGCCAGAAAUCUCAUCUUCAUUAAAUAUUAAGGAAAGUGGCUCACAAUGUUUUUACAAAACGUAAGUGUCAUAUUCACUAGGGAGUGCUCUGUUAAGUAAAAUGAUGCUUCCAUUUUGCACUAAGCUACACCAUUCAGUGGAACACACAUACCCCUGCCCCCCCCCCCAAUUUCAAACUAGGCUUUAUAAUUCAGAUGUAAUCAAAGGAUCUUAUUUUAUCUACAUUUUAUUGCCAUGCCUAAUUUUAGUUGGCAUGUAGAAUUUUAGCUGGUGCAGAACUAGAAUGUUUUUUUUUUGCUAUCCCUAUAAUGAAUUUCUUCAGCCAAGUGAUACCCUUAUGUGGCUAGGAUCUAGGGAUGAAUUCCAGUCCAUGGUAAUUUAACAAGUGUUUACAAGCCAGUUUCAUUCUGUUUCUGCAUUAAGCUGCAAUUUCAGAGAGAGUGUGUAAACUUAGUUUAUCUCAGCAUAUUCAUGUCUAAAUAUGGGUGGUAUUCAGCUAAAGUUUACUCAGAGUAGACCCAUUUAAAUUAAUGAACCUGACCUAAGUUUAGGUCCAUUAAUUUCAUUGGUUCUACUAUGAGUAAACCUUACCUGAAUACCUCCCACUUAAUUCUAAAUUACAUUUGUAAUGCAUUUUAUUACAUUUUGGGUGACUGACAACCCCAGAUCUUGGGAUACAAAAGAGCAAAAUCCAGACUAUAAUUCUGUUCCAUUCCACAUGUUAGUGUUGGUUUGUAUCAGCAUUCCAAGAAAUCAGAUUCCUCAAACAUCCCUCAAAGACCAUUGUCUAUACCUCUAGCUAGUGUGCAGUUCUUUCUCCCAACUUGAUCCACAAUCCCUGUGGAUCUAUAAACUUGAGGCUAUCAGUAGGUAAGGUUACUACUGUUUCAACUAUCUCCUUCUGAACUACCAUGGUACAGUCUUUGGGUCGCAGAAUGAGAGGCUUGUUGGUUUCCCUCCUCAGAUUCCUUGUUGUUGUUUAGUCGUUUAGUUGUGUCCGACUCUUCGUGACCCCAUGGACCAGAGCACGCCAGGCACUCCUGUCUUCCACUGCCUCCCACAGUUUGGUCAGACUCAUGUUUGUAGCUUUGAGAACAGUGUCCAACCAUCUCGUCCUCUGUCGUCCCCUUCUCCUUGUGCCCUCCAUCUUUCCCAACAUCAGGGUCUUUUCCAGGGAGUUUUCUCUUCUCAUGAGGUGGCCAAAGUAUUGGGCCUCAGCUUCACGAUCUGUCCUUCCAGUGAGCACUCAGGGCUGAUUUCCUUAAGAAUCAAUAGGUUUGAUCUUCUUGCAAUCCAUGGGACUCUCAAGAGUCUCCUCCAGCACCAUAAUUCAAAAGCAUCAAUUCUUCAGUGAUCAGCCUUCUUUAUGGUCCAGCUCUCACUUCCAUACAUUACUACUGGGAAAACCAUGGCUUUUACUAUAUGGACCUUUGUUGGCAAGGUGAUGUCUCUGCUUUUUAAGAUGUUGUCUAGGUUUGCCAUCGCCUUUCUCCCAAGGAGCAGGCGUCUUUUAAUUUCAUGACUGCUGUCACCAUCUGCAGUGGUCAUGGAGCCCAAGAAAGUAAAAUCUCUCACUGCCUCAGAUUCCUUGGGCACCUGUAUUAGAAUGCAAUGCCUUGUUUCAAGACAACUUGUGACACUAGAGUGUCCUGCCUUGAAAGCAGGGGACCUUCCAAUAAAGAGAUGCAGAUAACAAUGUGGUCUCUUGGGAUAGCUUUUAUCUCUUGCUGGGGUCUGUCUUUUAGAACCUCUUCAACAAAUUGGUGUCACUGACAGAGGAGGCUAGGAAAGCCUAUCGGGACAUGGUUGCAGCAAUGGAGCAGGAGCAGGAAGAGGCCUUGAAGAACAUUAAGAAGGUGCCCCACCACAUGGGGCAUUCUCGGAAUCCUUCUGCAGCAAGUGCAAUUUCAUUCUGCAGUGUUAUUUCAGAGCCCAUUUCAGAAGUGAAUGAGAAAGAGUACGGUGAGUGCAUUUUCAAAACAAUGCUUAUGUAGCAGAAUCGUACUGAGAGUGAGUUAGCUGUCAACUUCUUUCCUUUCCCCCUUCCUUUAAUGUUGAUGAUCUGCUUAUUUUAUGAUCAUGAAGCAAAUUUUGGGGGGUUUUCCUGCCCCUGCGGCUGAUUGGCUAGUGGCUUUGGGGGGUUUUUGCCUCAUUUUUUGUGGCCUCGCACUCCGAAUUGAGGCAUCUGGAUUGCCUGACUAAACAGGAGUUGCCUUCUGGUGUGAGAUGCUCGAUUUGCUCCUCCACUCUUCUUGCGGCACACUGGUUUGGAUGACAAGAUUUGUGUGUAGGGGUUUUAUUUUUUGAUGUGGAAGUGAAUCAACAUGUGCGGGAUGACACCUUGCAAGCAGGAUGAUAAACUAGAUGGUCUCUACACUCAACCCAGCCAUAGAUGUGGAUAUUCCUGUAAAUGUAAGUUUGUUUGAUGUGACUGACUGAAAAGAAAAACCCCUUACUCCAAAGUAAUGCAGCCCUGUGAAAUAGGCCUCAACUCAUUGCCGGAACAUAUGUUCUUGUUGCAGAAGCUCCUUACUAGUUGUCGCGAGCAAAAUGCAUCAAAUCGAGUGGUAAAACCCACCUGGGUUUAAAUAAAAUUAGGAACAUAGGAAUCUGCCUUAUAUUGAAUCAGAUAAUUGGUCCCUCCAACUCAGUAUUGUCCACACUGACUGGCAGCAGCUCGUUGGGAUUUCCAGCAGGAUUCUCUCCCAGUCCUUCCAGCAGAUACGAGGAUCAAACCUGGGAGCUUCCAGACACAGUUCUGUUCACUGGAACACUAGUUAGAAUGGCUUUUUCAUUUCUCUCUCUCUCUCUCUCUCUCUCUCUCUCUCUCUCUCUCACACACACACACACACACACACACACACACAGAAAGAGAGAGAGAGAGAGAGACAGACAGACAGACAGAGACAACCCCAAAGCUUGGUUUUCUAUGGAGAGCUGUUUUUCAUUUAAUUGAUUCUUAAACAACUUUAAAGCAAUUAACUGGAAGCCUGCAUGCACCCCAAUAUUCUACAGUGUUAAUGUUAAGCAGCUAGCAGUGGUGCAUAGAACCUAACCUGUGUUCUAUACUUCCUUCUCAUGGCAACACAUCUGACUGUAAUUUCUGUUUUUUGCCAUUCUCUCUUCCCCACCCUACCUUACCCCAAGAUUGAUAUAACUGAAUUGGAGGGGGGGAAACCUUUUCUCUGAUACCCCCUGAGAAAAGUUCUAAAAUUGCACUUUGCUUUUGUGUGAGGGUGAGUGGAAAGUGUGUAUGUGUGUGUAUAACAACUGUUUUAAAAAAGAACAAAACCACACCUCUUUCUGCGUGUCAACCAUUCCCAAUCUUUUCUGCAUUUCUUCCCCUCCCCAGAAACAAAUUGGAGGAACAUGGUGGAAACAUCAGAUGGAUUGGAAACUUCUGAAAACGAAAGAGAAGCCUCUUGUAAGGUUGCUGCUCCAGAAAAGCCCGACAGCAGUAAGGCUGUUGCUAAUAAGCAGCUGUCUCUAGCAUCUGUUGGGGUUGUUGCAGUCACAAUGCAUGGGAAAGCACUUGGUGGUGGCAAGGAAGAACCCAAACCAGAUGACAACCUGGAAUGGGCCUCGCAGCAAAGCACAGAUACCGGAUCUUUGGAUGGCAGUUGCAGGGAUAUUUUGAACUCCUCCAUGACCAGUACAACCAGUACCCUUGUCCCAGGAAUGCUUGAAGAAGAGGAGGAUGAGGACGAGGAAGAGGACGAUGACUACACCCAUGAACCUAUAUCUGAAGAAGUUCAACUCAACAGCAGAAUUGAAUCUUGGGUCUCAGAGACUCAGCGGACUAUGGAAACGCUUCAGCUUGGGAAGAGCCUUAGCAGUGCAGAGGAUGAGAAUGUUGAGCAAAGUGGUGAGGAGGAAGAAGCCGAAACUCCCGAGCAAGUGGAUUCGGUCGUCGACAGCGAGGAAUGGACAAUGGAUAAGCAUGCAAGUAAAGCCCAGCAGAAGCCUUCAGUCUGCAGUUCCCUGGAGACAAAGCUUACGGACUCAAACUAUAUACCAUAAACUCGAGCACAAACUCAGGAAACAUUAAUAUUUUAAAAACUAACUGUUGUAAGGAUUUCAGCCAUUGCUUUGUGUGCUUCAUCUCAGCAUUUUGCACUGUGUAACGUUUAAUAUGCAUAUUUAAUUCACAACAUAAAUAUUUUUUGUAGCUGUCUUUAUUACUUUUUCCAUUAAGAGCUAGAGUGUAUGUGCAUGUGUGUAAUGACUAUUUAUAUCUUCCUCAGAACAGAUUAUGUGUGUUGAAACUGUCGAUAGGCAUCUUUUUGUAUGAGAAAACUAUUUGCAAAUGACCAUUUUUAUGCAAAAUUAUUCUCAAACUAUAACUUAAAAGUUCUUACACUUUCUAGCCUGGCAGUAGUGACCAAUAUUUGCUUUGUCAUUCUAUUAUCUUGAAAUUAUUUGACCACAUCUUCAUGUACCAGAAUUUGGGCCAGAAUUAAUCUUUCCAGGGGCUUUUAUCCUUGCUGAUAAGAGUUAGAAAGAUGCAUAUUAGUCAGUAACUUAACUUCAAACCUCUUCUUACUGGCCUCAGGAUAUUCGUCUCAGAAAUAUACUCUUGAAAUGCUGGUUAUAACCAUCUAAAACAAUUUGGCAAGGCAGCUUCGGAAAGAGAAAUCUUAUUUCCAUUUCGAUUCACUAUCAUUGUCACUGUGCCUAUAGGACUGUCACAAGGGGACCCAUUAAUCACAGCUACUUUUCCUUGUUGGGUUUUGUUAACUUUACUGUUUGCGGUUUUCACUUAUCUCAGGAAUGCUAAUAUAAAUUUAUAAAUGCUAUGUAAAUGCAGACACUGAAUUGGAUAUUGAUCAUUCAGCAGAAAGUAAGGUGGGCCAUUGAGGCUCGAUUUAUUCGGGUAAAAGAGGGGGAAUUUGUGCAUGCGAUGCUCCUGAUCACCUCUUAUGUUUUUAGCUUGGGAUCAGUCAUAAAAGUUGGGGUCAGUCAUAAAAGUUGGUUCUUGUUGAUGAGGUGAGCUCUUCUGUAACAGCAGGAGUUCAUAAUAGAGAGCAGGCAGAAUUUAUUUGGGUUGGUGGAAAAUCAGUUGGUUUAGUGGGAGAAAGUCAGGCUGCUUUGCUAUUAACAUUUUAAAAAAGGCUUGUCUAACUUCUGCAUGCUCUACAUCAAACUUUUGUCCAUUGCAGAACAUCGAAUUGUACCCAGAUAAGCUGCAUGGAAAAAAGAAAUCCAUUAAUGGUGAAUGUAGAAGGGUUGUAUACUCACUGGUAGUGCAAAAAUAUAUGCUUUAUGAAAACAUGGACUUCCAGCGAUUAUUGAAGUAUUUCACAGUUAGGUUGUUCACUUAAUUAUUGGGACCAAUAGUUUCAGCAUUUUCAUAACUAGCUUAUUAUAUUUUAUGGACAAAAAUCUGAUACAGUGUCUUAAAAUAUUAUAUUGUCCUUCAUGGAAUGUAGCAGAAUAAGCCAGUUUGAGUAUUUGUGCAAGAAGCUCUUUGGAAUAUAUGGCUCAGCACAUGUUAGGCAGAAAAAGUCUUGGAGUUUGGCUGUCACAGGAUGCAAGUAGCCCCCCCCCCCCGGCCCCUCUAAGUGCUAGUAACUCAUAUUAGGUACCUUUUUAAAAAGAUUUGUCUUUUAUUCAGAACCUGCUUCAUCCUAUGGCAAUAUACAUAAAAGUAAAGUACUUCAGCUGUUGGUUUCAAAUUCAGUCAAGGCACUCUUCCCAGUUUGCUACCAGAUGCAAAAUUGCCUGUCCAAAAAUUGCAACAAAUCUCAGUGCAAACAAGACAUGAGUGUAAGGAAGCCAUCCUUUUAAAAAAAAAGUUCAUCCUGAAAAGUGGCUGCUGAGCCUCCAGGUGGAAAUGGAAUAUCUCUGUGUUUGUAUGCUUGUGAGGUUAUGUUAGCUUGUAUUUAAUAAGGUUUUUUCUGGUGUAGUAUAAUGAGGUGUAUGUGAUUCUGUCAUCUUCUGUAAUGAGCAUCCACAUUCUGUUCCUUUUGAUGAGUUACCUUAUCUUUCAGUGCCACGAUAGUUCCUGUUUGGUUGGGUUUUUUAAGUAGCACAAUUUCUAUACUGGCAUAAAAAGUAGAUUCUUACACACGGUCAAAUGGUGUUUCUGCUUUCGUAAGUAGGUUCAAAUUUAGGACAUGUUCAGCAAAUAUCUGUGCUCUUUUAAAAACCGGUUUAGCGAAUUUUACCAGAAUUUGUGGAAGGAGAUGAGGGUUGCAGGGUGGGAAAAGUGCACAAUGGGCUAGAUCUUCCUUUGUUUGAAGUGACUAUGUGAUGAAGUAUUAAACACACCAGUAUUUGGAUAAAAAUUAGCUUACCCUGGAAAAUGGAAUGCCUGGUGAGCUAAUGCACUUGAGCCUUGGGCAGGCCAAACAAGAUUUUGGGGUUUGUAGGCUGCUAAUGCAAUGCUUAAUUCUUUCGAGUUUAUGGUAGCCAGUAAACCCCAUUUAACUUAUUCCCUCUCUCCUCUGGAUUAAAUUUCAAACUGUAUUUACAGACUAGAAGCUUGAUCAGUGACUGGUGUGGUGCGGUGUUCUGCUAUUUUUAACAUGGAAGAAAAGGUCCUUUUGAUUAAUGCACUUGUGUGAAUUUUGAACUCUGUACAACACAGGGAGAGAUACCUUGGAACGUUAAUUGGGUGGGUGGAUGUACACAGUAUAGUUGAGUCCAGUUCUUCAACUGGAAGUUGUUAAAUUUUAAUAGCAUGGAGCAAAAAGUAUUGUUUGAAAAGCUGCUAUUUGCUGAAAUUGUCAUAAUAUUUUGUGUGUGUGAUGUGCCAACUAAUCAAGUUAUUCAGUCAAGUUAUCAGAUUUUAAUCACUAAUUCAAUAGGAAGACUUUUUUAAAAAGUUGCAAAGCCAUAAAUGGAAAUUGUACAGCUUUAUAUACCCAGACCUGCCCAGCAGAAACAGUAAGAAAAUGUCUAAACUUAAAACAAUUAACACUUUAAAAAAAUCAACUUAAUGGCACAGCCCAAUUAAUGUUAAUAUAUGGUUAAUGUAUUUUUAAAAGACUAUAAUAAAGUAAUGUCUGUUAAUCUUUGAUACCUUUACAUUUGUAGUAACAGAACGUGGGUUUAAAAUAGAAAAUCAUUAUGAAAUUACUUCAUGAACAGGUUCUGUCUGUUUUUUCUUUUACGAAGGAUAAUUGUUCUGUCUACCAUACCUUUUUGAGUAAUAACAGCUUUUUGCACUAUGUAAAUACUAGUGGGGGUUCUUCCAUAAUGAAUAAAAAUGAUUAUAAAAAA